AGUAUUUUAAAACCUAUUUCCAGAAGCAGAAUUUGUUUCUUAAAUUCGUGAUAUUUAUAUUUUUAUACACUAACAUUUCCUAAAACGCGAGCAUUUCCUAUAUUAGAAGUUAUAUUACUUAUUAUUUCACCUAUUAAAUCCAUUACUAUCGGUUGUAAACCGUUACUUCGCACGAUAAUGUUAAUUGAGUAUGAGUGUUUGUGAUAAGCUUAUCAAUCCGCAUCAAGCGUCGCCGGCUCGCGCGGUGAGGACGUGUACACUACGCCCUGUGCCUUAAAUAUUUUACUCUCUACAAUAAAAAAAAAAACAAACAAAAUGUCCGGAGAAGGUUCAAACGGCGAUGGAAACAAGAAGGUAGCUCUUAUCACCGGUAUCACAGGACAGGACGGUUCCUACCUCGCCGAAUUCCUCAUCGAGAAAGGCUACACGGUCCACGGGAUCCUCAGACGCUCCUCGUCUUUUAACACGGGCCGCAUUCAGCACCUCUACGAGAGACCGGCUUGUCACACUGGGGGACGCAUGCAUUUACACUACGGGGAUCUUACUGACACUACCUGUUUGAUUAGCAUCAUUGUCAAGACUCGACCAAAGGAGAUCUACAAUCUCGGAGCGCAGUCACACGUAAAAGUGUCCUUUGAACUGAGCGAAUACACGGCGCAGGUGGACGCACUAGGUACCUUGCGACUACUGGAGGCAGUCAGGGCCGCAGGCUUGGAGAAGGAGACGCGAAUCUACCAGGCCUCCACCUCGGAGCUGUACGGAAAAGUGGUCGAAGUCCCGCAGACGGAAAAAACGCCUUUCUACCCGCGAUCACCUUACGCCUGCGCAAAACUCUACGGCUACUGGAUAACAAUAAACUACCGCGAGGCCUACGGCAUGUUCGCCUGCAACGGCCUCCUCUUCAACCACGAGAGUCCCCGGCGAGGCGAGAACUUCGUCACGAGGAAGAUCACCCGAGGCGUCGCGAAGAUCACUUUAGGCCUCAUGGAGUAUAUAGAGCUGGGGAACCUGGACUGUAAGCGGGAUUGGGGGCAUGCCAAGGAUUAUGUCGAGGCAAUGUGGCUGAUGCUGCAGCAAGACGAGCCGGAAGACUUCGUAGUGGCCACAGGAGAGACGCACAGCGUGCGCGAAUUCGUGGAGAAAGCGUUCGCGGUCGUCGGACGGACGGUCGUGUGGCGCGGUGCCGGUGUGGACGAGACCGGACAUGACGCCAAAACCGAUCAGCUGCUGAUCAAAGUGAACCCUAAAUACUUCAGGCCGACUGAAGUGGACCUCCUUCUCGGCGACGCAUCGAAAGCGAAGGCCAAGCUCGGGUGGUCGCCGCGAGUGUCGUUCUCGGAGCUGGUGCAGGACAUGGUGCAGGCCGACCUCGCGCUCAUGAGCAAGGACCCGGAGGCGUAGAAAACUGGGCCGUUCAAAUUAUGUGUCCCGGGUAGAUGUUGACGCCAUCGUCUCUCAUCAUCUGAGCUGUGCAGCCUAAAUGCCUGGUAAAUUUUGGUAAUACUUUUUAUUUUCAAUAAUACGUACAAAACGGGGCUAUGACUGUUAGGAAAUGCCUUGUGGCAGUAAGUCCGCAGUGUUUGUGUGUGCAAUAAAGAAUUAGAUAGAUAUUAUAAAAUACUGUAAUAACUAUUGGCCGUUUUGCAAUGUCAGUUUUCAUUUUCAAGUGAAUUAAUUUAUAUGAGAUAUGCAUUUCACAAUUUAUAAAGAUGUAUGUAUUUAUUUGAUGCCGAUGCCGUAUAAUAGUUAUUUACGAUAAAGUGAGGAAAAGAGGAAAUUGGAAACGAGUGGCGAGAAAUUAAAACACGGCCGAAGGGAUAUCACUAGGGAAUUACUAUUCGCACGUGUAUCGACGUAUCGUACAACGUUUUAUAGCACAUAUGGCCCUCUAAAUUUUCGACAUAGGCACGGAAAGUGCUUAUUCUCGCACUAGUGCGGGAAAGUAACACCAUAUGUACUAAAAUAGUACAUUUCGAUGCUAGUGCGGAAGGUAUGUCAUUACUUCACGAGUACCGAGAUAUCUUGGCAAGACUCGGGACGAGUGAAGAAUGACAUUUCCGCACGUGUAUCGAACGACGUUUUUUAAUACAGUUGCGAAAAAAUAAGAAAAACAUUGUUAAUCGUACACUAAACAAAAGUGGUAACAGUGACAGCUCGGUUAGACGUCGUCUUUAAGUAUAUUAUAUCUAUGGGCGUUUGGCAGCUAUUCCGUUCCAUUCAGUCAACUUAUUAAGAACGGAAUUUUCAAUAUUGAAUAUUAAAAAAUAAAUGUGUUAUAAUGAUGAAGAGGUAAGUAAUUAAAUAUGAAAUAUGUAAUAUUUUUCGUAUUCUUACAUUAACGGUAGGUUUUUAUGCUGAUUACGACGUUUAAAGGAAACUAAUAUUAACACUCAUCAAUAAGUAGUCGUGAAUUGGAACAAGUAUAAAUUUAAAAAAAUUGGAAAAGUAAAAAGCACUAGUUCGAGAUAACCAACUUUCCGCACGCUAAACAGCUACGUAAAGUAGCACUUUUUGAGCAACUGUAUUAAAAAAUAAAUUUCAUUGUGUGUAUAGUGCCCGAUCGGCUAAUUACGAAUCAUGACAGUUGAAAAUACCCAAACAACUGUUGUCUGGCAGAAAAAAACGGGUGUAUAUGCCUACAGUGGUUGCCUAUAUUGGUGACAACAUUUAUUAAUUGAUAAUUAUAGUAUACUGGUUUAUAUUACUUGUUACUUCAAUGUUAGCUAUAAGCUAUAAUUUGUAUAAUUUAAAGUAUUAUUUUAAGAAUUUAAGCAUCACAAGUUUUUAUCUUUUUUGUGUAAUUUUUCUUUGCCUGCUCGUAAAAAUAUGUACAGGAAAGUACAUAAUUAUAUAAUAAUACGUCACUAUUAUAAAAUAUAUUUGCAAUAAUAUAUAUCUGUAACAUUCCGUCAAGCGCUUUAUAUGUGAAGUAGUUAGUCAAAAGAGAUGAUAAAAGUGUUUAAUUUAUAGAAAAAUAUUUAGAUGCGUAACAUGAUUUAUUGUGUAAAAUUUAAAAUCAUAUAAAAAUAUGUUAUUUUCAUCUCUCGCUGGUCUGGCUUUAGCUGUGUAUAUAUUAUUGUGUAAGUAACUUUUGUAACGGAGUGAAUUACAAGA
Messenger RNA from Cydia fagiglandana, 3114 nucleotides. RefSeq names its product GDP-mannose 4,6 dehydratase (gene Gmd). The transcript has 8 exons. Gene Ontology annotation, cellular component: cytoplasm. The record is from RefSeq and is a predicted model, not a curated record. Gene Ontology annotation, biological process: GDP-mannose metabolic process. Gene Ontology annotation, molecular function: GDP-mannose 4,6-dehydratase activity. The coding region runs from base 316 to 1401 and encodes 361 amino acids. Lineage: Eukaryota; Metazoa; Arthropoda; Insecta; Lepidoptera; Tortricidae.